Geodia barretti is the source of this 477-nucleotide messenger RNA. NCBI's taxonomy places the organism in Eukaryota, Metazoa, Porifera, Demospongiae, Tetractinellida, Geodiidae. The record is from the annotation of a GenBank genome assembly.
AUGCCAACAUUCCUGAAUCCCAGGUAUUCAGUUGUGCUCGCCCUGCAGCUAACCCUGCUUGCCAUUGACGUCUUCUGCAAUGCAUUUAUGCUGCUGGCAAGCAGAAUUCAAGCUGUACUAGUAGUGUUGGUGAUAAUACAAGAUAUUGCCCUGGUUGCCUGUCUCGUUCUUUUGCUAUUGGCCUUCUUCAACACAAUCAUCUUCAAAGCCGGGCUGAUUUCGGUACUAUUUCGUAAAUUUUCAGCCACGCUACUGAUUGGUGUAGUGUAUCUGGUUCUGACAGUCGUGUACCAGAUUUGGUUUGUGGCAGUUCAGUGGAAUCGUGCAAACGAAUACAAUUGGACCCAACUCCUACAGACGGUGUACGUACUCCACCGACUGGUGGCCGUUGUCUUUUACUACAUGUACAAGAGAGCAGCCCUGAGGCUAGGAGACAGUCAGUAUUAUGAGGACUCUCCACUUUUGAGAGAUCGCUAA